AUGACCAAUUUCACAUCUCAUUAUAAUCCUCAUGCAUUUCAUAAUGAUGUAAAAAUUUCAUCUACAUGUACACCGAUCGUUAAUUUUAGCGCAAAUUUUCUUGAUCAUCGAUUUUUAUAUGAUAAUAAUCCCAAUUUUUUUAUUUUUAAUUCUGCAUCUAUCGAUGCCGCAAAUACAUCUAUCAUCCCAACAGCCUUAAUAUCUUUACCCACAUCACAAGCUCAAAUAUCUAUCCCCGAAUAUCUUAAUUAUGACUCCACAUAUAUUGCUGGAAAUUUGUCGGAUAUUACUUUUGAAGAUGUUUAA
Messenger RNA from Ambispora leptoticha, 306 nucleotides. NCBI's taxonomy places the organism in Eukaryota, Fungi, Glomeromycota, Glomeromycetes, Archaeosporales, Ambisporaceae. The record is from the annotation of a GenBank genome assembly.